Molecule: messenger RNA, 5546 nt
Organism: Phyllopteryx taeniolatus (common seadragon)
Lineage: Eukaryota; Metazoa; Chordata; Actinopteri; Syngnathiformes; Syngnathidae
Gene: kcnc4
Product: potassium voltage-gated channel, Shaw-related subfamily, member 4
Exons: 4
Coding region: 1302-3092 (596 amino acids)
Biological process (GO): potassium ion transmembrane transport; protein homooligomerization
Cellular component (GO): neuronal cell body membrane; dendrite membrane; axon
Molecular function (GO): protein binding; delayed rectifier potassium channel activity
Source: RefSeq, a predicted model, not a curated record
AUUAUGCCAAGGAACAAUGUUGAAGUUAGUUGACGCGCUUCAUUCUGACAAAAGUCGUGCUUUGCCACCAUCUUGUGGCAUCUUGGUGCCAAGGAACUCUGUUGAAGUGAGUUUAGGAGCUGUAUUUAGACUAAUGUGCUUUUCCGCCACAUUGUGGCAUCUUGUGCCAAGGAACUAGGUUGAGGUGAAUUGAGAAGUUUUAGUUCAACAAAAAAAUGCUUUGGUGCCACCUAGUGGCAUUUUGUUCUCAAAGAACUAUGUUGAUGUGAGUUCAGAUGCUUCAUUUGGACAAAAGUAGAGCUUUGCCACAAUCUUGUAACAUCUUGGUUCCACAGAAUUAUGUUGAAGUGAGUUCAGGAGCUUUAUUUCAACAAAAUUAGUGCUUUGAUGCCACCUUACGGCACUUUGUUCCCAGCGAACUAUGUUGAAGUGAGUUCAGGGACUUCAUCUGAACAAAAGUAGAGCUCUCCCACCAUCUUGUGGGAUCUUGGUGCUGCAGAACUAUCUUAAAGUUAGUUGAGGAGCUUCAUUUGGACAAAAAAAAUGGUGUUUUUUGCACCAUCCUGGUGCCAAGGAACUUUGGUGAAGUUAGUUGAGAAGCUUUAUUUAGACCGAAGUAGGGCUUUGCUGCCAUGUUCUGACAUCUCGGUGCUAAGAAACUACUGAAAUGAGUUGAGGAGCUUCAUUUAGACAAAUGUGUUCCAAGGGUGCCAUUCUGACAUCAGUAGGCAGUUAUAAACCUGAUCUUAGGAGCGUCAAUUACUCGCGGAUAUCUGCGGCCGUGUGCCCGUGAAUCAGAGGAAUGCUGUUAUAAUCAAAAUAAUUGCAAAAAAACAAAAAAACAAAGAAAACGUGUACGGUAUAUGUAAUAUUCCCACCUGUGGUAUUUUUCACGGUGCGAAAGGGGAAUUGGGUCUAAUUUAAAGGUUGGUGUUUUCAGAGUGAAAAGAGAAAUAGAUGAACAGAGGGAGUGGUUGCGCGAUGACCAGCAGGCAAAGAGUUAAAGCGGAUCCUUCGUGUUGUGGAGCUGCGUGGCGUGGCGUCGCUGGGGAGAAAGAGGCGCAACGACAGGGUUGUUGUUUCCCCGGUGGAAAACUGGCGCACAUCUGCUCCAACUGUUGAACGUCUCCCGUGGGAGGGUCGGAACCGGGGAAAGUUGCGCAAUCCGGAGGGACGAUCGCUUCGCAGGACUCGAGUGAGGCCAAGCCACACUCGGUUGGCAAACAAGUGGUUUCGGAGAUGCGAUGUUUGGACACGACUGAAGCAGCAGCCAGUCUUCAUAUAGCGGCGCCGAUUUGACGAUGAUCAGCUCCGUGUGCGUUUCGUCUUACCGAGGGCGCAAGUCCGGCAACAAGCCUCCGUCCAAAUCAUGCCUGAAAGAGGAGCUGUCCAGAGGUGAAGACUCAGAUAAGAUCAUCAUCAACGUAGGUGGCAUCCGACACGAGACCUACAAGAGCACCCUCCGCACCCUGCCGGGCACCCGCCUGGCAUGGCUGGCCCACCCGGAGCCGCAGGUGCAGGUGCAGGGCUCCGAAGAGUCGUGCAACUCGCCGCCGCCGAGCAGCAGCGCCGGCGAGUUGUUCUUCGACCGUCACCCGGGCAUCUUCGCCUACGUGCUCAACUACUACCGCACCGGCAAGCUGCACUGCCCGGCCGACGUGUGCGGGCCGCUCUUCGAGGAGGAGCUGGCCUUCUGGGGUAUCGACGAGACGGACGUGGAGCCGUGCUGCUGGAUGAAUUACCGGCAGCACCGCGACGCCGAGGAGGCCCUGGAGACCUUCGAGCCGCCCGAGCCGGACGACAACGCAGACGACGACGAUGACGACGGCGACGUGACGCGUCGCUUCGGCAUCGAAGAGUGUCCGGGCAGGUCCAAGAGCUGCUGCCAAGUUUGGCAGCCCAAGAUCUGGGCCCUGUUUGACGACCCCUACUCGUCCAGAGCAGCCAGGGGAGUGGCCCUGGCGUCCCUCUUCUUCAUCCUGGUGUCCAUCACCACGUUCUGCCUGGAGACCCACGAGGCCUUCAACGAGCUCCAGAACCGAACAGAGCUGGUGCUGGUGGGCAACGUGACGCGAGCCGAGGAGCGCUUGGAGAUGGUGACCAAGCCCGUCCUCACCCUGGUGGAGGGCGUAUGCGUGCUGUGGUUCACUUUUGAGUUCCUGGUUCGGAUCGCGUUCUGCCCGGACAAGCUGCUCUUUGUGAAGAACUCAUUGAACAUCAUUGACUUCGUGGCCAUCCUGCCCUUCUACUUGGAGAUGGGCCUGAGGCGCCUGUCGUCCAAGGCGGCCAACGACGUCCUGGGAUUCCUGCGAGUGGUCCGCUUCGUCCGCAUCCUUCGGAUCUUCAAGCUGACCCGACACUUUGUAGGCCUGCGCGUGCUCGGGCACACACUAAGGGCGAGCGUCAACGAGUUUCUGCUGCUUAUCAUCUUCUUGGCUCUUGGAGUUCUUAUAUUCGCCACCAUGAUUUACUACGCCGAGCGGAUCGGAGCCAGUCCGCACGACCCUACCGGUGCCCACCACACGCACUUCAAGAACAUCCCUAUCAGCUUCUGGUGGGCCGUGGUCACCAUGACCACACUUGGCUAUGGAGACAUGUACCCGCAGACGUGGCUGGGCAUGAUGGUGGGGGCCUUGUGCGCCCUGGCCGGUGUGCUGACCAUCGCCAUGCCCGUGCCAGUCAUCGUCAACAACUUCGGGAUGUACUACUCGCUGGCCAUGGCCAAGCAGAAGCUGCCCAAGAAGAAGAAUAAGCACAACCCCAAUCCUGAGGCUCAGACUGACUCGGCUUCCUUUGGAAAGUCGGACAGCAACUCAUGCAGGGAAAGCACUCAGAGUGACACGUGUCCUCUGGCGGCCGACAACAAUCGAGCAGAGUCCAAACAGAACGGCGAUGCGAACGUGGCCCUUUCUGAGGAGGAAGGCUGCAGCUUGACACAGCCGCUGUCCCCCAGUGAAAAAUGGUCCCUGCGCUGCCCCCGAGGGCGAGAUCGGACCAAGAAAGAAGCUACAUGCUUCCUGCUCACCCCUGAAGAGCCCAGUGUCCACUAUGGUGACUUAUUGCACCACACAGCACAAAGCCUAGACUUGUAAAGACAAGAUGGCGUCGUCUGCAAACUACACUAAGCCGGACGUCGCCACACUGACUGGAUGCUGAUUGGCCAGGAUAAGGAGGGAAAAAAGCAUGAACUUCACGUUUUCCCCCUUCCUAAAGGAUCCUAGACUCAAUUCUUCCGUUUUUUCCCCCCCUCCAGACAUACUAAGGUGAAUACGAGUUGCAUCUUUGACCAUGUAUCCAGUAUAUCACGUUUAAAAGCAUGUAGUGCAUGAUCUAGUGUUAUAUGAGCUGGUCAUUAUUUUAGUAAUGUAGCAACAUUUGCAUUUAAUAUUACAUGUGUUACCUUUAUGUUUGCCUACCUCUGCUUAACGGUCUUUUUUUUAACUAUGCAACUAUUUCCCCUUUGGAUUAAUUGCUAAUUGACCUUUAGCUAUGACAACAACAACAACAACAACAACAAGACAAAAUAAAAACAAUAAAUCAAAUGCAAUACUGUCCUGAACUCAAGGUAGCGCCGCCACUCAGUGCUGUGCUGUGAUUGGCCAUUGGCAUGUUGGAAAAACGUCAAACCUUUGCGCUAUUGUACAUAGUAACAGUAACUGUGAACUAAGUUUAGAUUAAAAUUUCUAGUUUUAUUAUUAUGGUUUAGUGUUAACAUUAGAGAAUACUGUCUUUAUCACCCACAACACAGCAAUUGUAAAGUCAUCCAUCGCCUUUGUACACUUACAAUUGAUAUGUCUCGAAAAAAAUCAAUGUGGGGCAAUAUUGUUUGCCUAUGACAUUCGCUGUAGCAACGCUGGUUGAGUCAGGACCAAAUGUGCACUCAUGCAGUAGAAAAAAAUAACACCAAGGCUGGAUUCACUCUGCAUGCUUCAAGUUCAAGUGACAAUUCCCAUGUUUUGCUGUCAAGUGGCCCCAUUGGGAUAUGGGUCAUGGCAGCGUUAAGAGAAAACAAAAGGGAAUUAGGCCCCUUUCAAAUGUGGAUAAAAAUCAGAUAACCCAAACAAACACAUUAAAAUACAGUUCACAUCGACAAUUUAAUUUGGUCUAAAUAUUACAUCAGAGGUAUAACAAGAAAAACACAUGGCCAUAAAAAGUCUACACAUCCCAAGAUGAGACAAAGAUGAAUCAUUUCUAAACUUUUUCCACCAUAAAUGUGACCUAUAACCUGUACAACUCUGCAGUUUGUUAACUAAAUCUCCCAAACACGUGGAAAAAUGUGUUUCAGUCUGAUGAAACCAACUUUUUGGAUACAAUUCCAAAAGCUAUGUUUGGCGCAAACAGAGGACUGUUCAUCACCAAAAGAACACCAUACCUACAGUAAAGCAUGGUAGUGGCUGUAUCAUGCCUGAGGCUGUUUUUUCACCUGGAACUGGGGCCUUAGUCAAGGUGGAAGGAAUUACAGUAUAAACAGUUCAAAAUAGCAGUUGGUAUUGGCACAAAACCUUUCAGCUUCUGAUAGAAAGCAAAAAAAAAAAUGUCAGGAAAAGAACAUCUGGAAAUUAUUCGGGGUUAAUCAGAAUCACAUAUUAAAUAAUGGCAGGUGUGCGCUGAUUCCCAUUUAACAUGAGUUUGAAUGUGAUUGGUUAAUUCUGAACACUGUCACAUCUCAUAUAAAUGGGUGCAGGCUCACUUUUUCAUAUCACUAAACCUGGCAUACUACAUUCAAGCUGGAUAUACAGUACAUUAAAUAUGAUGAAAAUAUAUUAAAUGAGAGGAGUAUUAAACAUUAAAUAUGAUUCAGGAUGAUGAAGGAAAAUGAAGUUUACUUUAGUGCUGUAAUGCUAGUGUAGUGGUUCUUGCUGUUGCCUUUCAUAACCAGCCACAAGCUUGGAUUAAAAAAAACAACAAAAACAAAAAAUGGGUGUCUCAUGUAAGGAAGGACAGUUGGUGGAAAAAGCAAACACAAGACAAAAAAACUGCCAAACAAAUCAAAAGUCGAAAAUCCCAACAGCAACUGCAAUAUGGAGGUUCCUCUCAUUUAAAUCAAUGGAGGGAGAGUCAUAUAACGUUUACUCUGUCACAUUUAUUAUAUAUAUAUAUAUUUUUUUUUAAUUCCAUGUUGUCUUUGCCUAGUUUUCUAUUUACUAGGUUAUUUAGGAGGAAUUUGUUUUGUUUUAUGCUUUCAGUUACUGCAAAUACAGCCACAUGGGACACUGGAAAUGUACACGGAAAUAUACAAUACAUUUUUUUUUUUUUAAAGGCUUAUAUGCAUUGAAGGAGUGCAGCGUAAAUCCAGCCUCAUGCCAAGUAAUGCAGUUGGACUAUGUGCUGUAAUGUAAUGUGAUUACUUCCUGUGUCAAAACCCGCUGUUGUUGACAAUUGCAUUACACGUAUACAGUGCUCCUCACAGUCUACCAUAGUGGCCUUAUGUUUGUUACAAGUUCAUUCGAAUCCAUGUAUAGACAUUGUGUCUAAUAAGCACAGUUGUACUGUUUGUACAGUAUGUAGCACAGUCCGAUGUUCUUUAUCCUUCUUUGUUUUUGUAA